Molecule: messenger RNA, 771 nt
Organism: Elaeis guineensis (African oil palm)
Lineage: Eukaryota; Viridiplantae; Streptophyta; Magnoliopsida; Arecales; Arecaceae
Source: RefSeq, a predicted model, not a curated record
UAUGUCUAGUAUUUUAAGUUAUUUUAAUUUUGUUAUAUCCUUUAUUGGUUAUAAUUGUAUGUAUUUUGUAGCAAUGAUCGGAGGCGAAUAAGAUGAAUAGGAGUAAGAUUGAUUCUAUUCACAUGCAAGGAAGUGCCUCUUUUGCACAGGGAAUGAAGAGAAUGGGACUAUCCGGAGUCGACACCUAUGCUAAAUUCUAUCAAAACAAGAGUGGCGAGUUUAUGACCGAGGAGGCGAGGCAGCGUCAUGAAAAAAUGUUAGAAUUGAGAGAGCAGGCGACGAGAGAGGUUGGAUCUGAUGGUGAUACUGGAUCGCAGCAGGUUUGUUUGAUGACAGAUGAUACGAUUUUGGAUACCAUCCUCGGGCGGCAGCUAGGAUCUGGUCAUAGCAUGCGGUCCAAAAAAUCAUGCAGUUCGUCAUCCGGCCGGUCUGAUGAUGCAUCGGUGCCAGAGGCAGUUAGGACAUUCAUGAGCAUGAUGCAAGAUCAGAUUAGUUACUGGAUGAAUCGUAGUCAGACGCUCGAGAGGAUAGUAGCUACGGUGGCAGGACGGCUCGGUAUUGAUGCUUCUGAGUUAGCACCUCUAUAGUCACAUGAUGCCGCCUCUGCACCACCAUCGUGAUACAUAUCGGGUCAGGGAUCGACGCCUGGAGAAGGGAACGAGGCCAACGAGUCAGAUCAUACUUAGUUUGUAGUUAUUUUAAAUUUAAAAUGGUGUAUGGACUUAUAUUUUUGUAUAUGACAAAGAUAGUUAUGAAACUUUUCGUUACUUG